This is a messenger RNA of Pleurotus ostreatus (oyster mushroom), 1326 nucleotides long. RefSeq lists its product as uncharacterized. Bases 1 to 1326 code for a protein of 441 amino acids. Lineage: Eukaryota; Fungi; Basidiomycota; Agaricomycetes; Agaricales; Pleurotaceae. The transcript is spliced from 3 exons. The record is from RefSeq and is a predicted model, not a curated record.
AUGGGUUUCUUCAAUCUGCUCGACCUGUCCUCGGGUUUCAGUGCCGUCGAGCACAGCGUGUCAAUCGACUUGACCACCGCUUAUCCCCCACGAAGACAACCAGCGCGUCGAAUCGUCAAAAUCCCGACGCCGGUGCACAUGCCCAUGGAAGUCGUAUUGACCAUCCUCGAGGCGGCGUAUUACGACGAUAACUUGCAAGCGAACGACAGGCUUCUCAAGGAUUGCGCGCUUGUAUGCAGGAGCUGGUCUGUCCCUGCGCAGAAGCUUUUGUUCAGCAACGUGAAGCUUCGAACCGAACGCGCAUGCAGCGCCUUUACGAGCGCCGUCAACCCUUCCUCCGAACGCGGUCGCAUGCUCGGAGAAUCUGUCAUCCGUAUGCGGGCGGUUUUAGAUCAUAACCAACCAUCCCAUCUAUUGCAAACAUCGUUUGCCAGAGCGGUAACUUUGUGUCCAAAUCUAUACGAGCUCAAUCUGUCAGUUUAUGGCUGCGGCGCCCCAGGGGAGGAUGUGGUAGGGGCACCAGAUGUUUCACGGAUGAGUCGGCCAGCACCGUCGUUCGAAGACGAUACCCUUGAAUUGCUCAAGUCCGGUCCUGCAGUUCGCGCUCUGACCUUCUGCAACUGGUCCGAGAAUCGGCAAUCAUUAUCCCAACUUCUCGACGUCUGGCCAUCUGUCAAAUCCCUCGUCAUUAGCGGCACUCCCCCUCAACUUCCUUCGUCCUCAUCGGAACCCCUUCAAUGCUCUCUCGAAGAACUACGCAUGAAUUUCCAAACGUCACCAUCCUUCGAUUUCAUGAAAUGGUUGCUCCACAAUUCUACUGACUCGCUACGCAUCCUCGAGCUUGAGCGUGAACCGUCCGCGGAGCAGCUCGAUUUCCUCGUCGCUACUCACGGUCAUGCUCUCCACUCGCUUUCCCUUCCCGCAUGCGGGUCCCACGAGCAUGCAUUAGCCGUACAACAAUGUCAGCAGCUCCGAGAGCUGAAAAUAGAGAGCCAGUGGGUUUCGCCGAUGGUCUACAAGAAAAUCCCCGAAGAGAUUCAGCACGUUGCAUUCGGUCUCGACAGGGACACUGCCCUCCAACCCAUCCUCGAUAUUGUCAAGGCUCGACCCAACCUGCGUGCAGUCACCGUACACGUCUGGAAAGGCGGCGAGCUUCACCCGCAGCUACCGGCGCUCAAGAUCGCCUGCGCGUAUCGAGGCAUUGAAUUGCAGACCACCAGAGACAUCCAAGUGUUCCGAGCAUUGACUAGGGGAGAUCCAGUACCUAAUAACGGCACCUUCCCCCGCGUCCGAUCAAUCGAGAACUUGAACUACAUGCGCUGCUAA